Messenger RNA from Drosophila sulfurigaster albostrigata, 514 nucleotides. Its product is annotated as protein Diedel-like. The transcript has a single exon. The record is from RefSeq and is a predicted model, not a curated record. Lineage: Eukaryota; Metazoa; Arthropoda; Insecta; Diptera; Drosophilidae. Bases 50 to 448 code for a protein of 132 amino acids.
AAUAGAACUGGCUUCACUUGUGUGAUAGAUCUGAGUUGCUGCUGUUAAGAUGCACUUUAUUGGCCUGAGUUUGUUCGUGAUCCUCGCAAUGGAAUCCUGGCAGUUGGGCAAUGGCGACUGCUGCACUAAGACCCGUGUUAAGUUUGAGAUAAAUGAGAAGAACGGUGAUUGCCAUGAUUAUCACAAAAGUAGCAAGAUAAUUUUUAGUGAUCAGUGCACAAAUCGGUUGUGUGGCGACUUAUCCUCGAAUUCGCUCUGUUGUGGAGUUGGCAGUUGUGAUGUAUUCUGUUGUGGUUGUGAUCGCGGCUGCAUUAAAGGAGAUGUUGGCAAGGAAUUUAAGAAAGUGUAUGGAAAGAAGAUCACAUUGAUCUCACCUAAACUUGAAAAGGAACCAAUAAAAGUUGUUGUUCAUGCCUACAACAUUACUGUGGAAAAACCUGACGAUUGAUGGAAGACUCCAAAUAGCUGGUUGUAACUUGUACUUUUAAAUAAAAUAACUAUGCAAUGUGGUCUU